Molecule: messenger RNA, 5530 nt
Organism: Onychostoma macrolepis
Lineage: Eukaryota; Metazoa; Chordata; Actinopteri; Cypriniformes; Cyprinidae
Gene: slc5a6a
Product: solute carrier family 5 member 6a
Exons: 16
Coding region: 262-2130 (622 amino acids)
Biological process (GO): biotin transport; pantothenate transmembrane transport; sodium ion transport
Cellular component (GO): membrane
Molecular function (GO): sodium-dependent multivitamin transmembrane transporter activity
Source: RefSeq, a predicted model, not a curated record
GUGACGUCUGAAGCACAUGUGUAUCAACUAUGGAGAACAGCAACCUUUACUGUGAUGUCAAGGAGAGAGUAGGGGUGGUCUGAACCGAGACCGCUUUAAGCCUUUCUACAUUCAUCACUCAUUAUUCACCGGAUGAACUCUGACCAAGAAAGUCACCUGCAAUCCUUCAUGAUGACCCAAUGUUCAACUCUCCACUGACCCUCCACUGAACAUCCAGGGGCCACAUCGCUCCGUGUGCUCCUCUCCACACCUCACAGCAUCAUGGGGGACGUAGUGCAGAUGCACUUCAGCACGGUGGAUUACGUGAUUUUUGUCGUGCUGCUAGUGGCCUCCGCAGGAAUUGGCCUUUACUAUGCCUUCUCAGGGGGUCGUCAGAGGACCACACAGGAGUUCCUGCUGGCCGACCGCAGCAUGCGCUGCCUUCCAGUGUCCCUUUCGCUGCUGGCCACCUUUCAAUCAGCAGUGGCCAUCCUGGGUGCCCCAUCGGAGAUUUACACACAUGGCACACAGUAUUGGUUCCUGGGCUGCUCCUACUUCCUGGGCCUGCUCAUCCCCGCACACAUUUUCAUACCAGUUUUCUAUCGUCUCCGCCUUAGUAGCGCGUAUCAGUAUCUGGAGCUUCGUUUUAGUAAAAGUGUUCGGAUAUGUGGCACUGUGACCUUCAUCUUUCAGAUGGUGAUCUAUAUGGGAGUUGUUCUGUAUGCUCCAGCACUUGCACUUAAUGCAGUAACAGGUUUUGACCUUUGGGGGGCAGUGAUGGCCAUGGGACUGGUGUGCACGCUUUAUACAGCUUUGGGUGGUCUGAAAGCGGUGAUCUGGACAGAUGUGUUUCAGACAAUUGUUAUGUUUGCGGGGCAGCUGGCAGUGAUUGUAGUUGGUACCCAUCAGGCAGGUGGUAUCGCUGAAGUUUGGAGGAAAGCACAAAACGGCAGCCGUAUCUCAGGCCUUGACCUGAACCCUGACCCUUUAGAGAGGCACACAUUCUGGACUCUGGGAGUGGGGGGCAUUUUUCUCAUGCUGGCCCUGUAUGGAGUGAAUCAGGCUCAGGUCCAGAGAUACCUCAGCUCCCGCACAGAGAAAGAGGCCAUCAUGUCCUGUUAUGCGGUGUUCCCAUGCCAGCAGAUCGUGCUCACGUUGGGCUGUUUAAUGGGUCUGGUUAUGUAUGCUCGAUAUGGGGAGGAGAGCCCGCUGGAUAAGGGAUAUGUCAACAGCAAUGACCAGAUGGUGCUGUACUUUGUAAUGGAUGUGUUGAGAGAUCUUCCUGGUUUACCAGGACUGUUUGUCGCCUGUCUGUUUAGUGGAGCUCUCAGCACAAUCUCAUCUGCCUUCAACUCCCUGGCAACGGUUACCAUGGAGGAUCUGAUCAAACCUCACGUACGACCCAUGACGGAGGCCCGUGCCACUCUGUUAUCAAAAAUGUUGGCUCUUGCCUAUGGUCUUGUGUGUCUGGCUAUGGCAUACUUCGCCUCUUUAAUGGGCUCUGUGCUGCAGGCAGCACUCAGUAUAUUUGGGAUGGUUGGUGGACCUCUUCUUGGCCUUUUCUGUCUUGGGAUGUUUUUCCCUUGGGCCAAUUCCACUGGUGCUCUGGUUGGGCUGGCAUCAGGGCUGGUCAUGGCUUUCUGGAUCGGAAUCGGCAGCUUUGUUUCACGAAUGUCUGCACCUGUGAUAAAUGCCACUGUCAUACCUAAUGUGGGAAACAUGACAACAGCUGUGAUGACGACACUCAUCAAACCUAAACAAAGGCCUUCUGGAGUUCAGGCUUUGUACUCUCUAUCAUACAUGUGGUACAGUGCUCAUAAUUCUGCCACAGUUGUGGUGGUGGGACUACUGGUCAGCUUUCUCACGGGGCCCUGGAAAGAGAAAGAGUUAAACCCAGGUACGAUUUACCCUGUGCUUGGCAAUUUGCUGUUCUUUCUGCCCCAACGCUACAAGGAGAAACUCUGCUGUGUCACUCCACUGGAAGACCAUUCCAAAGGCCUGGAAUGUCAGCCUUACCAGAUGGCCCAGAAAGACAGCAAUGGCGUUGCCUAUACUAAAGGGGAAGACAAGCUCAGGGAAGAGGAUGGAGAAAAGAUAACCGCCCAGCCUACUUGUAACCUGGCCCAUACAGUGCAGGAAACAGCCUUGUGAAAUCUCCCGCACACAGCCACAGCCCUAAAGGGUCUUAGUUUCCCACAGGCUCUGGGAAGAAAACGUCCGUUACGAUGCCAAAAUCUCACUGUUUUCUCCUCUUGAAUUUGGUAAGAAGCUUAAGUCCAGAAGUUGUGGGUUGUAUUGUGGGCCCUUUGCAAUAUUGGUACGCUGUGCCCUCAACUGCCAGUGAUCGAGGCGAGGGGUUGUGUUAUUUAUAUGUGGUACUUUAUGAUGUCAGUGGUCCGUCAUAAAAAGUGUAUUAUGUUUAGAUCUUGAACAAAUUGAGGUGUGUUGAGCUGAAGCGACACAAAUGAUCACCUAAAUCUUUCAGUUUACUUGUCCUAAAUUGAAUCUCAAGAAUACUUGUUGAAUAUUGAAUACUAAUUGAAUAUUGCUGGCUCGUGAUAUACGUACAUGCACAAAUCAAAGAAAUCAUGCUGAACGUCAGGUUUAAGAUAAAUGGUUUAACACUAGAAAGACCACAGUUUGCACAAAUCUGUAGUCAUUUAAAUGUCAGUGCUGUUUGAGUUUUGGGGUUUUUCUCUCCCAAAGGUUUUGUUUCGUCCAAAGUUCACUACAUUAGCCUUUCCAUUCUGUUUGCCUUGAAAGCGCUAUUGUCAAUGUGUUUGUUCCCUAAACUGAGUUAAAAGUUUACAGUGAAUGAAGAAUUGCUAAUAUUGCCUAUUUAAAUGUAGUAAACUUUUAGCUUAACAUUCAUGAAAAGACCAUCUGCAAGUCUCAUAUUGUGAUAGAUACAAUGAAUCUAAUGCAUGUCGAAUCUAGUUCCUCAUUGAAGCCCAUUGUUUGUGACAAGUGCCUCCUCAAAUGAAUGUAUGAUGUAGUUUUGUGACUGGAUUGUUGCUUUAGUUUGCCGUUUCGUCAUCUAACCCAAAUGGAGCAUAGGCCUGAAGUAUCUGGACACCCCACUAUUAAAUUCCCAUGAUGCUUUGCGUUGUGAGGGCCUGGCUAACUAUACUUUAGCAUCUAAAAAAAAUUUGCCUAGAUUCAAUAUUAUUUUGGUAUGGAUGAUUUUUUAGAAAACGGUCAUGUUAGAAAUGUUCUUCAUGAUGUAGAUUAAAUGUUAUAAUAGCCUAUUCAAAUGUUUGAUCUUAGAUAUAGAAGAUACAUGUUAUAGUAUCAAGACUAACUGCAUAGAAUUGAAACCUCAGUGCGAGUUACUGACCAUAAUUCUCAGUAUUAGCAUAUGGAUCGGUUUGGUUGCACUCGUUUUCUUGUAAUUUGAUUCAGUUUUUGCUGUUAUAGUGGCAUUUUCUGUGCUUUGCUGUCUAGUCUAAAUUCAGACCUCAGUCUAAGCCAUACCAUUUGUAGUUGUUGUAGGAUUCCUAGGUCCUUGUAUUGUGCCUAUGACUGGAAUGAAAGCUUUCUCUAAACCUGUCACAAUCUCACAAGCACAGGCAGUCGGUUAUAUAUUCAGGUUAUGCGCUCUGGGUCAACAGUUUGUGGUGGUCUCACAUCUACUGGUGUUUCUUAUUUUUAUUUUUUGGUUCUUUAUUGUGGGUGUAUCAUCUUGGUCUGGUAACAGGUUUCAGUUUAACAUUCAUCUCCAAAUAAUCAUCAUAUGUGGAAUCAUAUUCAUCACGUCGAUUCACACAGAAUGCGGUUUUGUGGUGUUUUUAAAAAAAAUUAUUUUCCAAAGUAAACACACUGUUGCAUCCUUAACUCACUGCUUGUCCAGCAUCGCACUCAUGAGCGAUGCAUUUUUAAAAUAAGUUAAAAUAAAAGCGCUGUAAUAAAAACGUUAAAAUAAAAGCGUUAAAAUAAAGUGAUUUGAGAUCCUGCGUUUUUCCCAUUUUGGAGCAUUCGCUUUUUUAAACGCAAGAAAUACUAACAACUUUUAUCGCUGUGCCACUUCUCACUUAUUCAAUUCUCAUUCAGAUCGAUUCCGUAAUGCUCUGUCUUGCUUUUUUUAAGCUACUUUUUGUCCAUCUGCAUGGCUUUCAUGCAGCUUUUUUCUUUUUUUUUAGCAUCUUACACAAUGAACACCAUAUUUUUAGGACACUACUUCAUGUUAAACAAACUUUUUAAAUGGAUCUCGAUGUGCCUUCAAUUCAAUUGAAGUUGUUUGCUGUUUUUGAACGCAAGUACACAUCCUAAACGGCCCCAAGGGUUUUACCUUUUGUUGAGUGAAUACUUUACAUUUCUUAUGAGCUCCAGAAAUAUAUUCACAGCAAUGAAUUAUGACAUUAAUUUUUAGCCUAACAGUAUUAGAUGCUAAAUUAAAUAUCGCUAUCAAGCAUCUGCUAUGGGAUAUAUAUGCAUUUAAUGUUCAGUCAUUCUUUAACAAGCAAUUACACUAUUUUUGAAUCCAUCCAAUUCAAUGUAUUAGAAUAAUGAUGACAUUCUGGUAUGAAAAUGAGAAAUUAGUUUGGAUUUUAGUAACUUGAGCAUUCCAAUCAAAGGGCCCAAUGCAUAUAAUCUCUUUACUGUAAAAUGUAAACAUUGCUUGAUUUCGCCUAAAUUUUGUCAUUAUAUUCAUUGUGUAGAAGACAUUUUAUUUUGCAUUAUUAGUGUCAUAAUGUAUGUAUGUGUAAGACUGGAUCAUGUAGAGUUUCCAUCUGUCAUACCUGAAAUUACUUGAAUAAUUUGUGUGCAUUUACAGACUGAAUAUUGCAUCAGAAUAGUUCCACUGAUCAUUUCUCUUUGUCCUAAGAAUGUCUUAAUUCAGAAUGCAUUUCCCCUGUGAGCAAUCAAAGGAGGAAUAAAUCGUCACAAGCACAUUUUAAAACUGCCUACAACAGGACAAACUGUUAAGGCACAGGCAGGGAUUGACCCAUUAUAAACUAUGCUGUCCUACAAUCUAAAACUGUAACCCUAAGAGAAUCGACCUUGGGGGCCUAUGUGGAAAAAGAAAAAAAAAAAAACACUGAACUGUACUGUGAGAAUUGUUUUUUAUGACAUUUUUAAAUGCUCAUUUUCUAUGGAAAGCGCAACUCUCGUUAGUGCAAAAUAAAUAUUUCGAUAUGUAAUAUUUAUGUUUGUAUAAAUAUUAUGAGAAUAUUUAUUUUUUUAUAGAAGUGUUCCUAUUUUAUUUUCCCAAAUAUGCAUUCCAGAAAACCAUAAGCAAUGGAGUUUGACCAGCUUCAUUGCUUUGGUCGUGCCUUCACUUAGUGUCUCUUUAUUUGAUUGGUCGUGAAAGUUCUCGCCAAGAACUUUCCAUUAUGUGGAAAAAGAGUCAGUUGCAUUGGCCAGCAGAGCGUCUAUAAGCGAUGAUACCUUUAUUUAUACAGAUGAAUGCAGAAUAGAGGAACAGAUAUACUUAGCCAAUCUAGUGGGCAUUACUUUGAAUCAUGAACACUCAUUUUUCCUCUUGAUGAAUUGUUUGUAAUGAGAAAGUGAUAUAAAAUUUGUCUUGAUAACAAUAAAAAUGUCUUCCCGA